AUGCGUUCGAUAUCAGUAAAUCAUCCAGAUCGGACUGUAAACACAAAUGGCUGGAAAAUCCCACAUAAUAUUGAACUAGCUGACCCAAGUUUCUACAAGUGUCAGAAAAUAGACAUACUUUUAGGAGCUGAAAUAUUCUUUGAUCUGUUAUCGGUGGGUCAGAUCAGAACCAGCCCAAGGCAGCCAACGCUGCAAAAAACUGUGUUAGGCUGGAUAAUUUCAGGCAAGUAUGCCACAAAUAAUAGCUCCAGUGCCCAAGUAAGUAGCACAUUAUGUCAAUUUGAAGAAAGCGUUGCUAGCAUUGAUACUACAAUCCGAAAAUUCUGGGAAUUGGAAGAAAUACCUGCACAAGUAAAUUUCACACGACUGACUCCAGAGCAGGCAAAAUGUGAGGAAUUUUUUUCGAAAACCCCACAGGUUUUACCAUGUGGAAGGCUUCAAGUCAGACUGCCUUUCAAAACCGACCGUAAAUUACUCGGACAUUCGUAUGAAACCGCAGCUCGGCGGUUUCAGGCGCUGGAGAGAAGGACGCUGAAAGAUCCAGUACUUCGUAAAAUGUACCUGGACUUCAUGCAAGAGUAUCUCGAAUUGGGGCAUAUGAGUCCACCAAAUAAUCGACCCUCGAGUGAGCCGCACUAUUUCAUUCCGCACCAGUGUGUGUUAAGACCGCAGAGCACAACUACCAAGUUGCGCGUAGUUUUUGAUGCUUCGAGUCGCACAUCAACACAAGUCGCGUUGAAUGAAACCUUGAUGGUCGGACCGAUCGUUCAAGAGGAGCUUUUUUCGACCCUCCUUCGCUUCCGAUUGCACAAAUAUGCCAUGACUGCCGACAUCACGAAGAUGUAUCGUCAAAUAUUGGUGCACGAAGACGACAGGAACUUCCAGCUCAUAGUGUGGAGACAGGAUCCAUCGGAGCAUUUGCAAAUUUUUCGAUUAAACACCGUAACAUACGGCACAGCGCCUGCACCAUUUCUCGCCACACGGUGUCUGCAAACGCUAAGCGACAAAAAUAAAGCCAAAUAUCCACUCGGUUCCAAAGUCAUUCGGAAUGACUUUUACGUCGACGACCUAUUAACAGGAUCCCACAGUAUAGAAAGCCUCACCCAGAUACAACAGGAAGUAAAUACAAUUUUAGAAUCGGCAGGCCUGAAAUUAGCAAAGUGGUUUUCCAAUCAUACAAGCUCAUCGAAUAGUGAGAGUCUCCAAAAAUUAUUGCAGCUCAGCGAUACCGACUCCACCAAAACGCUGGGAAUCCACUGGCAGCCGAAAGAUGACAUUUUUCGCUUCAUUCUGGAAGAUAAUUUUAGCGAGCUGCGAGCAACUAAACGUAAUAUUUUAUCAGUUUCCGCUCGCCUCUUUGACCCUCUUGGUUUAUUAGCCCCGCUAGUUACCAAAGCUAAAAUCUUAUUACAAGAGCUUUGGAUUCAAAAGCUAGACUGGGAUGAGUCGAUUCCAUUGCGGCUUGACACUAGCUGGCAAAACUUUAAAGCCAAUUUGUUGCAGCUUCCAUCAAUUAGCAUUCCUCGGUAUGUAAAUACAGUAGGGGUGUGCGAAUCCCAUUCGAUUCGAUAUUCGAGUCGAAUAUCGAAUAGUUCGAAAUAUUCGGAAUUUCCGAAUAGUUUGAAAUAUUCGAAUAAUUCGAGCGAUUUGAAUUAUCCGAAGAAAUAA
This is a messenger RNA of Anastrepha ludens (Mexican fruit fly), 1668 nucleotides long. RefSeq lists its product as uncharacterized. Bases 1 to 1668 code for a protein of 555 amino acids. The record is from RefSeq and is a predicted model, not a curated record. The transcript has a single exon. Lineage: Eukaryota; Metazoa; Arthropoda; Insecta; Diptera; Tephritidae.